This is a messenger RNA of Pogonomyrmex barbatus (red harvester ant), 1522 nucleotides long. RefSeq names its product lethal (3) 04053. Gene Ontology annotation, biological process: positive regulation of cilium assembly; positive regulation of protein localization to cilium; regulation of cytokinesis. The record is from RefSeq and is a predicted model, not a curated record. NCBI's taxonomy places the organism in Eukaryota, Metazoa, Arthropoda, Insecta, Hymenoptera, Formicidae. Gene Ontology annotation, cellular component: early endosome; centrosome; ciliary basal body.
GUCGACGCGAAUUAUGGCGAGUCGUAAGAAGACCGACGAUACGGGACGUCGGUCGUCGUUGCCAAAACGUCACGUGUGGUCCUCAUCGUCCGACGAGGAGGAAAAGAAAACGACCGCUGCUGUCUGGCCGUCCUGCGUAGCGGCGUGCAGGAACCCUCCAUCGCCGUCGGGGAACAAGGCCAUCUCGCCAUCCUCGUCAUCCGACGAGGAGAAGAUGACCUCGACUUAUUGCCGAGAUACUCAGUCUAGAAAUAAUCCAUCGCCGGCUUCGGAUCCCUUUGUUAGGAGUCGCGUCAACCCCGUGGAACAGUCUAUAGGUCAAGAUGCAUCGUCACGUCGAGACAACAACCCCUUUAGUUUUAAGGCCUUUCUGAAGAAUGGCACGCCACAAAUCAAUUAUCACACCACAGGAGCACGGCCCAAGGUAUAUUCCUCCUCUGCAUCGAGUCCUGGUAGCGUCCUCGACAAGGACAAUGGCAGUGGCGUUUACUCUGGCCGAAACCCGACAGAAUUGCCAGACUUUGUGCAGGAUCACUUGGUCAUCGAACAGUGUUACCUGAAUCAUGAAAACAGUCAGCCGGUAUUGCCUGACGUGGAUAAUUUGCCGGAUUUUGCAUUGAAUAGUGUAGAACAGAGACAGUCUCGAUUGCGGAACGAAGCCAAAAAGAAUGACUCUGAUGUCCUGUGCGAUGAUCUGCGAUCAUUUGAUCUCACCGAUACGUUGCAUAAAAGCAUGUCGCAUAGAGAUCAUUCUGUACCAAACGCGAUGCACUCGAAUCAUUUAGAUCUACCUAUGUUUGAAAAUAGACUUGAGGAAAAUGCACCUUCCCUUCCUCGCCCCGAACAUAGAGGAUUUCCAUUCGAUUUGCCAUUACCCUUUCCAGACUCCAAUCCCAAUAUAAAUGCAACCACACGGAACGAUUCUCUGUCAGGAAGCGAAGUGAAUAUCCAUAAAUCUUUGCCAGAUUUCUUAAGCGAUGGUCCUAUACAUAAUAGAACUACAGAUUCAGAACCUACUACGAGCAUGGCAGAAUCCGCCGAAAGAAGGCUUUUGCUCGAAAACGAAGAGUUACGUGAGCAAUUGUGGACAGUUCAAAGGCAACUUAUUGAAAAAACAGAAAGAAUUCGUUCAUUGGAAGCAGAAUUAUUAUCCAAAAGAGAAGUCGAACACGAGGAAACUGUGCACUUGGAAAAAGCGAUGGAGCAAGUUGAAGAUAAUUUAAAACGAAGUACAAAGCGGGCAGUUAAUGCCGAAAGUACUGUCACAUCGUUGAAGAAGGAGAUUAAGGCUUUAACGACAGAGAUAUCUCUGCUACGACUAGAAAACAGUGAACUUCGGGCUGGUAUCUCAGCAGCUGGACGAAGCGAAUCGAAUGCUGGUGCUGCUAAUAUGAACCGCACAGUUAGAAGACUCGCACGUGAUUUAUUUGCGGCUGCAUCAUCGGCUGAAGUAUCCCUCAGGUAUCCUUAAGGCUCCUACUACUAGUUCAUUGUCAUUAUCUUGAAUUAUAACUUCAGAAAC